Folsomia candida is the source of this 4232-nucleotide messenger RNA. RefSeq names its product beta-1-syntrophin (gene Syn1). The coding region runs from base 1191 to 2966 and encodes 591 amino acids. NCBI's taxonomy places the organism in Eukaryota, Metazoa, Arthropoda, Collembola, Entomobryomorpha, Isotomidae. The transcript has 16 exons. Gene Ontology annotation, cellular component: dystrophin-associated glycoprotein complex; intracellular anatomical structure. The record is from RefSeq and is a predicted model, not a curated record. Gene Ontology annotation, molecular function: protein binding; structural molecule activity.
UCAGUUCUUAUUUGAGUUCCGUUUAAACUCGGCUCAAACGUUGUUCACCACUCGUAAAAAAAUAAUUAGCAGAGUGUGUGUAAUACUUUUGUUAUUAUUUGAAUUUUUAUACGGUGCAGAAAUUGUAGUGUAAAAUUGUGCAAAUGUUUCAAUAAAAAAUGAAAGAAACUUUACAAGUGUGGUGUUAAAUUUUGAAGUUUUAUAGAUUUCUAAUGAUUACCUAGUAUUAUGUAAUAGGAAUCCUAUUAUAGGAUAAAUAUGUAGACUACAUGUGAAAGCAGUAUAUGUUGGAUUAUGGUGAAAUGUGUCAAACCGAAAUUUUCUUAGUAUUAAUUACUAUACCUCAAGUGAACUUAUAAAAAAUAUGUAAAUAAUGCACUAAAAUCGACAAGUAUGAACUUGUGCCUUAAUGACUGUAUGCUGCAGUGCAAUUGCCUUAUAAUUUAACUCGAAAUGAUGCGAAAGGACAGAAUAAAUUUGACCCUGCCAAAGGAAUAAAUCGCGGGAUAAUUUUCUGGAGUGAAAGCAACUGAUACCCCCCGCCACCACCAACACCACUAAUCGCUAAUCAGUGUGGUACUAUGCAGCAGUGGUGGUAACUAAUGGUCUUCUUUCCGCCCUGGCGUCCACACACACCCAACCAAACCCUUGGACUGGAUCAUGAUUAAUGAUGAUGACAUGUCUUCCUCUGUAAUCUCUAAAUGAACCUGUAUGGACGGAUGUCUGCCUGGAAGGCCCACCAUCUGAUUACUAAUCAAUGAGACAUGGACAUUCGACUACUGGACUGAAUUGUUAAAAAAAGUGGUGACGUUGUUUGUUAGAAAAACUUGAAAUACCAAAAGAAACCUCUCCAUCCAUAAAACCAUAUCAUAAACACAUAGCCCGAACUUACAUCGCACACUUUUUGCGUCAAAGACAAAAUUUAACCCAAAGCAAUACAAAAUAAAAUUGUGACUUCGGUAGGACUAGCCGUGAAAACAGCGGUAUAUUUUUGAAUGUUUGUUUAGCCACCAAAUCUACAAUUUCAAGAGGAACGUCGACGAGAAAUAUCAGUAACAUUAAACUAUCAGAAAACAAGGGAGAAAGAAAGCAAGGUGUGCAAAAUUCAAACCCCAACCAUUCUUGAGUAUAGAUAAAAAAAUACUGUAAGAUACACCAUACGAAAGGGGUUGGCCGUUAACAAAAUUUCAAUGAAAAUGGAGACAAUGGAAUCGACUAGAUCUAAUACCUCAACUGGAACGGGAGGUUGGUCAGGAGGGCAUUCCACGCUCGGAGCAGGGCGAUGUGGUCCCCUAGAAGUGCUUAUAAAAAACCAAUGGCAUCGUGUCCUUGCAUCACUUGAGGGACAAUAUAUCUCACUCAGUUUAUACGAAACAGAAGCCAAUUCCACCACCACGACAAAUGGGCAUUCAAAUUCCAAUUCGAACAAUGGAACGUCUUCUAACACUCCCACGCCACCAGAGCAGAAUGGACACGACUUUGGAAAUUCCAACGGAAAUGAAGGGAUGAGUUGCGAAGUGCGGUUGGUCCGUGUUGUGAAAACUGAAACGCACGGUCUCGGAGUUUCCAUCAAAGGAGGGCGUGAGAAUAAUAUGCCCGUAAUAAUCUCCAAAAUUUUCAAGGGGAUGGCAGCAGACCAAACGGGACAGCUUUUCGUCGGUGAUGCUAUUCUCACAGUAAAUGGAGAAGACUUGCACAAUGCAACUCAUGAUGAGGCCGUGAGGUCGCUCAAGAGAGCUGGGAAAACGGUCGAGUUGGAAGUGAAAUAUCUGAAGGAGGUGACCCCAUACUUUCGCAAGGCAUCCCUCCUGGCUGAACUGGGCUGGGACCUGCAAAAGGAGUACAUGGCGAAUGGGACCACCUGCACCACAUCCCCCGAGGACAAUGGGGGGCGGGCCGAAGAACCGCUCGGUCUGCCUGGUCCAGCACCCGACUGCUCCUUUGGGCGCUGCGACACCCGGGCCGUUCCCCUCACCCUCGCUUUCCUCGCCACCAACUACAGACACCCCGACCUCGAUCACCGAACCAUGGAGCUCUAUGCACCGGACGGUCUCCAUUCUUUGGUCUUGCGGGCCGGAAGUAUGGCUCAGUGUCAGGCUUGGGUAUCCGGGCUGAGCCACACCCUCUCAGACUCCACCCAAGUGGCCCUCCAAAGGGCAAACCGCUACGUCCAAGGGUUGCUGGAGGGCAAGGUACGACACAUGGGUUGGCUGCUCAAGAGAAAUCCACCAGCGUCGGAACAGCAACAUGGACAUCAAAGUCACGGAUCUGCCAAUAAUUCCAUCAAGAGUCGAAGCCAAAGCACGUCGUCGGAUGGAGAUGAUGCGAGCAAUUUGUGGCAGCCCAAUUUCGUGGUUAUCACGGAUAAAGAACUGCGUUUGUAUAACUCUCCUCCAUGGUCGAUUGAUGCCUGGGCGAACCCAUACGACUCGUGGCCGCUUCUUACCACAAGAUUGGUCAGUUCCAGCAGCCGCAGCCAAAGCACGUCCCCAGCCGGACUGCGUGACUUCCUCACUUUUCACAUCAGAAUCGGAACUCCUUCAGGCGUGGUCAACGUUAUAUUUAGAACUGAAACACAAAAGGAUUUGGCAGGCUGGGCUCGAAAUAUCGUCGUUUCCUCACACGAAGCGGCCAAUAGUCAAAAAGAGAUCUCUUGCAAAUGCAGUUGGAAGAAUGAACCCUGUCAGCUAAAGGUCCACUACGACGAAGGCUUCACUCUCUCAGAGUUGCCCAAGGGCGAAGGGGGCGGCCCUCCAAAGGUGCUCUGGCAGUACUCGUACACACAGUUGAGAACAUCGGCGGAUGAUGCAAACCACUUGUUGUGGCUCGAUUUUGGGGCCGAAGACGGUGAAAAGGUUCAACAACAGCAUUAUGAGCUUGAUCUUCAGGGCUGUCCUAAACCCUUGGUAUUUAUAAUACAUACCUUUCUUUCUGCUAAAAUUGCCCGUCUUGGGCUGCUUGCCUGACAAAACGACGACGUCCUUGUCUGACGGCAGGGACGUGGAGGUCGUGUGCCUCCAGUACCACCUCCGAAACCAAGGGCGAGGAGAAGGUCUCAACCACAACAAGAGCUCCAGGAUGACAUUCAACAGCAGAACAAUCCAUUUGUUAACAAUCAUCGCAGAUUUCAUAGCAAUCCCAGAGUUAGGAGCAAUUCUUUAUCGGGUCAUGUGGCUUAAUGCCUUUUUUACGAAAUUGUUAUUUACGUGUAUAAAUAAGUUACCCUUGUAAUUAAUUGUUAUGAAUUACACAUAUAUUUGUAAUACCCAAUACGGUCGUAUUUUACUAAUGCUUUAACUAGAUUUUUAUAAACUACAUUAUUCAGGAUAACUCUAGUAUCCAUUUCAUGCUCGAAAAAGUUAAGCACAAAUUCCAAACGAACCCCUCCCUAUAAUAAAUAAUAAUAAUAAUAAUAAUGAUAAUAGUGUUUAGAGUGUCCUAUUGUUUUUUUAUUACUCUUUAAAACUCUUCCCUGUGGGAAACUCGUCAAUUGAUAUCUGUCAUAUCUGCAAAAAAGUGAACAAAUCAGAAAAAAAUUCAAAUGCCUAUCGUGAACCUUACACUAUAAUCAAUUUCAAAGUUGCUGAAGCAAAAGUUCAAACGUGUCUGUCUAUUAGUAUUAUGAAGGAAACGAGCCAAGUCUUUUCACUAUGAAUCAUUCAUAUCGGUGCGUAAUUUGUAGCAAUUUGUACAAUAAAGUGGAAUUUUAUAUACAGAUAAGUACGUUGUAGAUAAAAUCAACAAACGGAAAGGUUGUAAUAAGAAAUGAGAUGAUGACUUGCUUUCUGGACUUGGUCAGCUUUUUAUUGUAAUCAAAUGAUGCCAAUACCUUUCUUUUCUUUCAUAGAUUAAAAAGUCCUUGGAAUUUCAAAAUUAUGUAAGUCAGCGAAAAUAGAUUAAAAAAAUCAGAAGUUUUUGAAACAACCAUAACGUAUUUGUGUAGAGCGGAGACGAAAUGAAAGUAUUAUUACGAGGUAAAGUACCAUACAGAAUGUAAUACAAUGUGCCUUUAUAUCUGAUAUAAGAAUAGAAAUUUAAUCAAUGUUACUAAAACCCAAGUAGUUUUACUGAUUUAACAUGGGUGAUUGAAGUCAGUUCAAUUAUUGACUACUUUGUAAGUCUAUUGGUUAUACAGCUACUUAUUAUAUCUACUAAUAAGAAGUAAAUUAGUCCAGUCGUGAUUUAGUUUAGAAGGUCGGAAACUUUAAAUAAAGGAUUUUUACAUAAAAAAA